This is a messenger RNA of Sesamum indicum (sesame), 593 nucleotides long. Its product is annotated as glycine-rich protein. Lineage: Eukaryota; Viridiplantae; Streptophyta; Magnoliopsida; Lamiales; Pedaliaceae. The record is from RefSeq and is a predicted model, not a curated record.
UCUACUUGGGCUCAAGACAGAGAGCCCUUUGAACAAUUCCGUGUCCAAGAAAAGGUGGAAAGUAAAGAAAGAAAAGCAAUUGCAGAGGACCCAGAAGAUUCUGAGAGGCAGAAGGCGAUGACGCUAACGAGUUUCAAUGGAGCAGGUGUCGGAUUUGGAUUCGGAGUUGGCUGUGGCUUUGGAUUUGGGUGGGGCUUCGGAGGCAUGCCUUUGAACAUUUUGGGACUUGGUGCAGGUGGUGGUUGUGGUAUCGGGAUAGGGCUUGGCUGGGGAUUCGGCUCGGGAUUUGGUAGUCAGUACCACAAUUCUAGAGUAGUAUUCCAAGGCAUAGAAUUCGAAAGCAAAAGUAGUGAAGAGAAAGAUUCCGAAAACUUGUUAAAGAACACUCAGAAAAUCAAGUAAACUGUCUUCUAACCUUCGUCUGUGAACCUGACAGAAUCUAGAAUUUUGAGAAUACAACUUGUAGUUUGUCAGUUGUUAGUGAGUAUGACAAUGUUUGUGCGCUUGUUGUUUCGAACUCCCAUAGAUUGUUUCGGUGGUUGGAAAGAUAUUCUACCUUGCAGAAUUAUGCUGUUGAAUUUUGCAUGAUCUUA